AUGUCUUCCAUUUUCAGCAAGCGCCUCUCCACAUCGACUGUGGGCUCCAAGUCAACGACUGACUCCAAGUCGCCCAAAUCACCACGCAGCCCACGAGAUGGUGGCCCUACCGAAUUUCCCACGCCAAAGCCACGACCGACCUUCCUGCAGCGUAUGAGCGGCUUUCUGCCAUCUAUACCAGCCUUCAUGAAAACUGCCCGUCGGCCAAGAUCAGCCCCUGAGCUCAGAAGACACUCAAAUCUGCAACCCACAUCCCCGACCGAGGCCAGGCCCCUUCUCACAUAUCACCCGGGCAGCACAACACUGCCUGUACUCUCUUCAACGGCGGUGGUGCGAAGUGAUGGAUAUUAUUACUUUCCUGAGUACAAGCCCAACCAAUCACCCUCCCGCUUCUCGGGACUAUGCCCAACCCUCGAAAAGCUAACGCAUAGUCGCCCGUCCAGCAAAGGCUCCUCGGAGGUCCACCACGAUCAUGCCUCCGGCCCCAAUUCAAUGCCAUCUGAUCUCGACCUCCGCGUCUUAGAGGAGUACGCACGCAGCUCCAACCCGCCGAUCCCACGUCUCACCCCCGUCAAAGAGGGAUCCACGCCGCCUGACAUUUACACUUCCGCGUUUCCCAACGGCCACCACUCUCCCAACCCUCCUAGAACCCUUCGUUACAAUCCCACCACCCGCACCCUAACAAACCGCCCUCGCUCCCGCGGCAAACCCACCCCCUCCCCUCCCUCCUCUCCCAACGCAACCCCCAGACCACCCCUCCACCACAUCCACGGCCUCCCCCACGCCUCUCAACACCCCUACAUCCACCACCGCGACGUCCCCUACUACCACGAAGCCCCCCGCCCGCGCCCACAGCGCCCAGCAACCGCAAACCCAACCCCCGGCUGGAGCGACACGGUCUACUACACGCCCUACCACGCCAUCCCCCCACCCCCUCCGCGUCCCACAAGCCCCGUAAUCCGCAACGUACUCGGCGGCCACCACCGUCCCCACGUCGCCUUCGCAGAACCCGUGAACCUCCUAACCGCGACCUUCGACUCGCGCGGGAACAUGGUCCAGGAGAGCGAUUCGAGCACUACCACGUCGUCUGCGUCGACGACGCGGGUGGGGGGGCUGAGGCCGGAGAUGCGCGGUGGUGGCGCGGCGGAGGGGUUUCAGUGGCCGACGGGGAAGAUACCAACGAUGCGCGGCGGUGGGGGGAGGGGGGAUGUGAGGAUCCCGGGGGGGUUGUGGUUUUUGGCGGGGGGGAGGGGGAGGCCGGGGACGGUGGAUGGGUGGAGAGCGCAGAAGGGGAGGCCGAAGGGGAGGGGGGCGCCGUGGUUGUUUUUUGGGGGGAUGGAGGGGAGGAAGGGGAAAAGGGGGAAGGGGGGGACGAUGGCGGAGAGUAGACAGCUGGUGGUGGAGGACGUCCCCCCGCCUAUGAAGGCGGGAGGGGAUACUGCUGGAGCUGGCGAGGUUGUGGACGAGGUUGCUCUUGGGCUUACCUAUGUCCGUCCUGAGGAGACUCCGGCUCCGGGUCCCACAAACGGGGACGCAGGUCAGGCUCCGCCGCCACCUAAGAGUCUUGCUGCCGGGCCUGCGGUUGAUAACGCGGCUGCAAAAGCAUCACCUCCUGGAAGCAAUGCACCUGCAAAUCCCUCCCGACCUCGAAGCAAUGCAGCGCUGAAUGCAUCUCCGGCUAGAAGCAAUGCGUCUGCAAAUACCUCGCCACCGAAGAGCAAUGCAGCUGCAAACCCCUCACCACCGAGGAGCACCGUAGCUGCGAAUCCGUCGCCGCCUAGGAGUAAUGCAGGUGGAGCGGCGAAUGCCUCACCACCGAGAAGCAAUGCACCGGCAAAUGCUACACCACCUAGAAGCAACGCACCUGGGAAUGCCUCGCCGCCGAGAAGCAAUGUCUCUGGAACUGGUGGCAAUAACGCAGCUCCGACCGCCUCGCCUGCGAUAAGUAAUGCAGCUCCAAAUCCCUCGCCGCCUAGGAGUAACGCAGCUCCUGCUCCGUCGCCACCGAGAAGCAACACACCUGCGAAUGCUUCUCCGCCUGGAAGAAAUGCAGCUGCAAACCCCUCUCCGCCUAGGAGCAAUGCCGCAGGUGCGAAUCCCUCCCCGCCUCGAAGUAAUGUAGCUGGAGCUGCGAAUCCCUCCCCGCCUCGAAGCAAUGCCGCUGGAGCUGCAAACCCCUCUCCACCACGAAGCCAAGCCUCAGCCACUGCACGCUCGCCCGCCGCACCCGCAGAGCCAACUAGCCCACCUGCACCCAAUCCCGCAGCCGAUGAUGCUCAAAGGGCCGCUUCCAACGCAAACAGCGUAACGCCCUCAGAGAGCAUAUCCAACGUCGCAUCCCGGCCGCACGGCAGUGCCGUAGGAACGUCUAAUGCAAGCAAUGCCAGCGCGCGGUCGCGAGUCUCCGCUGUAGUGGACACGAGGGCUCAGGUCGGAGGGCCGGCGAGCGCUGCAGGAGCUAGAUCUGUCGCGGGGAGCGUGGCAUCGCAAGGUGGAGCUGCGAAAACGGGGAAUGCUGAAACGUCGGGUGAUGGUGGUAAAGCAGGGAGCGCUACGGCGCAGAGUAGGGUGUCUAAUGAAGGGGGUGCGGUUCCGCUGAAAGAUAGGUCUCCAGGGUGA
Molecule: messenger RNA, 2619 nt
Organism: Mytilinidion resinicola
Lineage: Eukaryota; Fungi; Ascomycota; Dothideomycetes; Mytilinidiales; Mytilinidiaceae
Exons: 2
Coding region: 1-2619 (872 amino acids)
Source: RefSeq, a predicted model, not a curated record